Physeter macrocephalus (sperm whale) is the source of this 374-nucleotide messenger RNA. Its product is annotated as Fanconi anemia group A protein-like. The transcript has 4 exons. NCBI's taxonomy places the organism in Eukaryota, Metazoa, Chordata, Mammalia, Artiodactyla, Physeteridae. The record is from RefSeq and is a predicted model, not a curated record. Gene Ontology annotation, biological process: interstrand cross-link repair; regulation of regulatory T cell differentiation. Gene Ontology annotation, cellular component: Fanconi anaemia nuclear complex. The annotation marks the transcript as partial.
GCUCUGCUUUGCGCGACCAAGCCGCGCAGCUGGGUGUUCCAGCAGCUGUCCUUUCCAGCCAGGUGGUGGCCUCUGGCCUCGUGCGGGUCUGUGAGGCAGAUGCGGGGCCCCCUCCCAAGGUGCUGCUGACGCCGGACCAGAGGAAGAAACUGUCUUCCUUGUUUGAGAUUGCUCAGAAUUUAUUAGCACAAAGCAUGUUCUCCCGUCUUUCCUUCUGUCAAGAAUUAUGGAAAGUACAGAAUUCUUUGCUGCUUGAAGCUGUGUGGCGCCUUCAUGUUCAAAACAUUGUAAGCCUCCAAGAGCUGCUGGAAAGUACGCGGGCCUCUCACUGUCGUGGCCUCUCCCGUAGCGGAGCGCAGGCUCCGGACGCGCAG